CCACGACAUUUGAUCUCUCCAGAAGUCAUUCGAUCUGUUGAACAGGAAGAAAAGGAAGAAGCUCUGGGACAUCAACCUUUUUCUGCCUAUUCUUCUUUUUUAUCUAUGAAACAUAGUACUGAUCAAGUCGAUACUUUUAUUACUCCAUAUGAAAAGAGAUCAAUUCCAAAAAAGAAACGAUCCAACUCAACAACAACGACUAACAUUCCCAUCGUACGAGAACGGUUGAAACGGCCUCCCAAUGCUUAUCUUCUAUUCAAUCGUGAUAUGCGUCGAAAGUUACUGGCUCUUGAUCCAAAAAUGACAGUCUCUGAAAUCAGUAAAGAAAUUGGAGAUCGAUGGAAAUACUUGUCACCAAAUGAACGACAACAUUAUAUGGAAGCAGCUCAAUUAUUGAAACAAGAUCAUUUGAAAAAUCAUCCAGACUUUAUUUACACCAGACGUUCUAAAGCGGAAUUGGCAGAAGCGAAACGAUUGCGCGGGCGACAGCGAUCCGAAAGUGGACAGCGUGAUCCAAGAGGAAGAAAGAAAAAGCGACACAAGCAUCCAACAGCACCCAAGCACCCCAUGAGCGGCUUUCUAUUUUUUUUAGGUGCUGUACGACCUGAAGUAGCACAGCAAUUUCCAGGGUCAACCGUUGGUCCCAUCAGCAAAGAAAUCUCAUCAAGGUGGAAACGUAUGUCAACAAAGGAUCGUGAACCUUGGUUGUUAAAGGCAGAAAAGGACAAAGCUCGGUAUGCAGAAGAAAUGCAAAUCUACAUGAAA
Messenger RNA from Halteromyces radiatus, 765 nucleotides. RefSeq names its product high mobility group box domain-containing protein. The record is from RefSeq and is a predicted model, not a curated record. The annotation marks the transcript as partial. NCBI's taxonomy places the organism in Eukaryota, Fungi, Mucoromycota, Mucoromycetes, Mucorales, Cunninghamellaceae. The transcript is spliced from 4 exons.